Phytomonas sp. EM1 is the source of this 375-nucleotide messenger RNA. Lineage: Eukaryota; Euglenozoa; Kinetoplastea; Trypanosomatida; Trypanosomatidae. The record is from the annotation of a GenBank genome assembly.
CUGAAGAUAAAUUUACAAGGCUGAUAUAAUAUCUUUCAAAUUACACCAACACAAUCUUAACACAUCCAAAAAGCAAGGAAAUGGCACGAGGUAACCAACGGGAUCUUGCGCGUGAAAAGGGAAUUAAAAAAAGACAAGAUGAGAAUAAAGGAAAGCGUAACGAUGGAAUAACUGCUGCAAAGCGAAAGGAAGUUGAUGCUGAACGCAUGCGUCAGAAACAAGCGGAAGCAGAUGCGAAGAAGGGUCUCUCUGCUUCUGUCUAGAACUAUGGAGGUGUGUUUAUCACAUGUAACAUUUGAAACGUGUGAUGAAUGACUAAUUUACUCCCCUUUGAAAGUAUUAUGUUUAUUUAAACCGCAUCCUUAAUUCAGUUAA